AUGCAACCUGGUUUGUCUAGCAAAGGUCUUUAUAGUCCACAUGAUAAUCUUGAAGAUAUCGGAGACUUUGGUUUUGCGAACAAUGAACAUGUGUUGAAGUUGGAGAAAAGAAUGGACGAAGUGUUAGUGGAAAACAAGAAGCUAGUUGCUGAAAACAAGAAAGUGUCCGAUAGGGAGAAAAUUCUAGAAAUGCGUGUGAAGAAGUUGGAGAUUGAUAAUAAAGAGUUGGUGAAAAAGAUUGACUCAGAUCAAUCUGAGAUAGACAUUUUGAAGGUGAAAAUUGCUGAGCUGGAAGAAGAAAAGGCUAGACGUGAUGAACAAAAUGAAUACUUCAAGUUGAAGAACAAAGAAUUUGAAGCAGCUAAAGCAUUAAGAGAUCAUGAGUUCUAUAUGCUGAAUAAAGUAGUGGAAAGAAUGCUCGAUACGUUUGUUGAGCAAAAGUUUGAAGAGCUGCAGGUUGAAGAGCUCAGAGCUGAACGUCAAGCCAAAAUAGAUGAGCAAAUGAAAGACAAAGGCAAAGGAGUUGAAGGAAGUUCAGAUGUGACUGAAAGAUCGAUUGUUCCUUCAAUCGUUGUUGAUAAUCCUGAGCCUAUUUCUGCAGUUUCUGGUCUGUUUGAGGAUUAUACUCCUCUUGAAGAGUUGAUGGGUAACAGUGAUGAUGAAGAUGAUGAAGAGGAGGAUGAAGAGGAAGAUAAAGAGGAUAAAAAAGUAUUCUCUGCGAGCAGUCAUGGAUCUGGUAAAGAUGAUGAUGAUGAUGCUCAGGGUGGUACAGGGUUAAAAGUUACUGAAGAUUCUACUGAGAAAACAGUUGAUGAUUUGAUGAACGAUUCAGUAAAUGAAGAAUCAGGGGAAGCUAGUGGAAAGGGGGAGUCUAGUAAAACUCAGAUCGUUGAACAUACUGAGAAGUUAAUCUUGGGAUUGGAUGCUUACAGAGAAAUGUUGCAUACUGUGGAUCCUGAGUUCAAGUUUGAUUCUGAAGAAGAGUUGAAUACUUUUGACAUCAAUCAACAGCCUGAAUACACGUAUAAGUAUGUUGAAGAGGCUGAUAAGUACGACAGAGUUGAAGUAGAAGACUGGACGGAUGAUGAGGAUGUGGUUGAAGAUACUUCUAAGUAUCCUACGCUUAUGGGGUUCUUUGCAGAGGAGAAUAGAGAUGAAUUGAGACAAAAAGUAGCUGAGGCAGUGAAAGAUAAGAACUUUGAAAGCACUCAAAAGGAUAUGGAACAGGAAGAAAGGAAGAAAUGGUUUAGAAAUAGUCACUAG
Helianthus annuus (common sunflower) is the source of this 1263-nucleotide messenger RNA. RefSeq names its product glutamic acid-rich protein-like. The record is from RefSeq and is a predicted model, not a curated record. NCBI's taxonomy places the organism in Eukaryota, Viridiplantae, Streptophyta, Magnoliopsida, Asterales, Asteraceae. The transcript has a single exon. The coding region runs from base 1 to 1263 and encodes 420 amino acids.